AUGGCCCGACCACAGCAGCGAUAUCGAGGUGUUCGACAAAGGCAUUGGGGCUCGUGGGUCUCUGAAAUUCGCCAUCCUUUACUAAAGACUAGAAUUUGGUUAGGCACAUUUGAGACAGCAGAAGAUGCAGCAAGAGCCUAUGAUGAAGCAGCUAGAUUAAUGUGUGGUCCAAGGGCUAGAACUAAUUUCCCUUACAAUCCCAAUUACCCGAAUAACUCUUCAUCGCAGCUUCUGUCAGCUACAUUGACAGCAAAAUUGCACAAAUGCUACAUGGCUUCGCUUCAAAUGGCAGCUAAACAAUCGAUCCAAGAACAACGUGCUCCUCAAAUAAUUCCUUCGCGAAAUGCACCAAUCCUGGGCAAUGCCAGUGCCAUUAAAGUAGAGAAUGUUUCUAAUUAUGAAACCAGUUUUUGGUCAGAUGAUUAUGAGAAGAAACCAAUGGUGCCAGUCCAAGGAAUCCAGCCACUUGAAGAAGACCAUAUAGAGCAAAUGAUUGAAGAACUUCUUGAUUAUGGGUCAAUCGAGUUCUGCUCAUCUCAUCAGCCAAUGUAA
Molecule: messenger RNA, 552 nt
Organism: Fraxinus pennsylvanica
Lineage: Eukaryota; Viridiplantae; Streptophyta; Magnoliopsida; Lamiales; Oleaceae
Source: the annotation of a GenBank genome assembly